UUGAGGCUCAGCUAGCGGCCGACUGCAAACAUGCAGAUCUUCGUGAAGACGUUGACGGGGAAAACCAUCACCCUUGAGGUUGAGCCCAGCGACACUAUCGAAAAUGUCAAGGCAAAGAUCCAGGAUAAGGAAGGAAUUCCCCCUGAUCAGCAGCGUCUGAUCUUUGCUGGAAAACAGCUGGAGGAUGGACGCACACUGUCCGACUACAACAUCCAAAAAGAAUCCACUCUCCAUCUGGUUCUGCGUCUGCGUGGUGGCAUCAUUGAGCCUUCCCUCAGACAGCUGGCCCAGAAAUACAACUGCGACAAGAUGAUCUGCCGCAAGUGCUAUGCUCGUCUGCACCCCCGUGCUGUCAACUGCCGCAAGAAGAAGUGCGGACACACCAACAACCUUCGCCCCAAGAAGAAGCUGAAGUAAACAUUUUGACUAAAUUGGCACUCUGUGCUUUUUUGUGUUAAAAUAAAUGUAAGAAAAUGA
Messenger RNA from Acanthochromis polyacanthus (spiny chromis), 477 nucleotides. It is a transcript of the gene uba52, whose product is annotated as ubiquitin A-52 residue ribosomal protein fusion product 1. The record is from RefSeq and is a predicted model, not a curated record. The coding region runs from base 31 to 417 and encodes 128 amino acids. Gene Ontology annotation, biological process: modification-dependent protein catabolic process; translation; protein ubiquitination. Lineage: Eukaryota; Metazoa; Chordata; Actinopteri; Pomacentridae. The transcript is spliced from 5 exons. Gene Ontology annotation, molecular function: ubiquitin protein ligase binding; protein tag activity; structural constituent of ribosome. Gene Ontology annotation, cellular component: ribosome; nucleus; cytoplasm.